CAGUUCCGCGAGGGCAGGAAGUUACGUCACGUCGGCGGCCGGGAGUCCGCGGUGCUGAUGGAGCCGCUCUGUCCCGACGUCAUCGCUCACGAUGACGACAUCUGACAUCUCGAGCGACGUCAUGAUCGAGCACGCGAUGUGACCGCGGCGUCGAGUCAUAUCAGAUGUGACUCGGAUGCUCGUAGCUGCUAGCUAGCUGUUAGCCUUUAGCCGUUAGCUUCGUCAGCCCGCUGCCCCGCCCCCCCCCCCUCCGUCCGUCCAUCCAUCCUCGCCGCUGCAGUCAGAGCUCCAGCGGGCAGCGAGCGGCUCCGGUGGUCGGCCGCCGCAGCAGCACAGAGUCCGGACACAUCAUGAGGAGGCCUUAAGUGUCACAUCCGCGACGUCGACGAGGCAUCGAACGCAGACAUGGCGUCGCAGUUGCAGGUCUUCUCCUCCCCCUCCGUGUCCUCCAGCGCCUACUCUCGUUCGAAGAGGCUCAAAGUGGAGAACCCUGCCUGGGACGUGUCCAACCAGCUGGGAGACAAUGGUUACUACCAGCAGAGCCCCACCCAGGGAGCUGCACCCUCCACCUCUGGCUCCAACUUCAACCCGGUGUACAACCCCAACCAGGUGCCGCCGCCGACCGCGGGCUCCCGGGAGCAGACGGUGGUGCGGGCGGCGGACAGCACGGGCAGCCUUCGCGGACCUCCCUCCUCCUCCUCGUCCUCCUCCUCCAGCCGUCGCGUCAAGGACGCCGAGUCCUCCUCGCAGCCGUGUGACCUCUACCACAAGCAGUACAGCCUGAAGCGGAAGAGCGAGGAGGUGGACAGCAGCGACAGUGUCCAGAUACUGGAGGAGCUCUCGGCCCCCGUGGUCUCAAACCGCACCGGUGGUGGAGGAGGAACCACCACAGCUCAAUCCAUAGCACAUUCCACUUCCACCACGAAGAGCAGCAACUCCCACAGCGAGGGCGACUACCAGCUGGUCCAACAUGAGAUCCUGUGCUCCAUGUCCAACAGCUACGAGGUGCUCGAGUUCCUGGGACGCGGCACUUUUGGCCAGGUGGCUAAAUGCUGGAAGCGGGGCACAAACGAGAUUGUGGCCAUUAAAAUCCUGAAGAACCACCCGUCGUACGCUCGGCAAGGUCAAAUAGAAGUGAGCAUCCUGAGCAGGCUGAGCACCGAGAACGCCGACGAGUUCAACUUUGUCCGCUCGUACGAGUGUUUCCAGCACAAGAACCACACGUGCCUUGUGUUCGAGAUGCUGGAGCAGAACCUCUACGACUUCCUGAAGCACAGCAAGUUCAGCCCGCUGCUGCUCAAGUGCAUCCGGCCCAUUCUGCAGCAGGUCGCCACGGCGCUGAUGAAGCUGAAGAGCCUGGGGCUGAUCCACGCCGACCUGAAGCCCGAGAACAUCAUGCUGGUCGACCCCCUGAGGCAGCCGUACCGAGUGAAGGUCAUCGACUUUGGCUCCGCCAGCCACGUGUCCAAAGCUGUUUGCUCCACCUACCUGCAGUCCCGAUACUACAGAGCGCCAGAGAUCAUCCUGGGCCUUCCUUUCUGCGAAGCCAUCGACAUGUGGUCUUUGGGAUGUGUCAUUGCUGAGCUGUUUUUGGGAUGGCCCCUGUACCCUGGUGCCUCCGAGUACGAUCAGAUCCGUUACAUUUCCCAGACCCAGGGGCUUCCGGCAGAGUACCUGCUGAGCGCGGGAACCAAGACCUGCCGCUUUUUCAACAGAGGCCCCGACUCAAGCUACCCCCUCUGGAGACUGAAGACGCCCGCAGAGCACGAGGCCGAGAUGGGGAUCAAGUCAAAGGAGGCGAGAAAAUACAUCUUCAACUGUCUCGACGAUAUGAUGCAGGUGAACAUGACAAACCUGGAGGGGACGGACAUCUUGGCGGAGAAGGCGGACCGGCGGGAGUUCAUCGACCUGCUGAAGAAGAUGCUGACGCUGGACGCGGACAAACGCGUCACGCCCAUGAAGACGCUGAACCACCCGUUUGUCACCAUGACGCACCUGCUGCACUUCCCCCACAGCUCUCAUGUGAAGUCCUGCUUCCAGAACAUGGACAUUUGCAAACGCAGAUGCAGCGCCUUUGAGAACGGCAAAAACAUGUUCGCCAGCAACGGUGCCCCGAGCGCAGCCGCCAACCUCACCGUCACCUUCAGCAGCCAACUGAACCAGCACAACCAGAUGGCCUCGACAGGAGGCCAGUCCCUGUCCCUCAGCAGCAACGUUCCGUUGCUGAACUACCAGCCGGGCCUCUACCAGCAGGCCACCAUAAACAUCCCGGGCCUGACCCAGCAGGGCGUCCCGCUGCAGACCAGACCCGCCCAGCUCUGCGCGCAGACCGAACCCUUCCAGCAAACGCUCAUCGUGUGCCCCCCCACCAUCCAGGGUCUUCAAACGUCCAACAAGCCGUCUGGUUAUCCCGUGAGGAUGGACAACUCUGUGCCCUUAGUGCCUCAGAACCAGUCGUCGCAGUCUCUUCACAUCCAGCCGGGAAUGUUGGCACAGCAGGGCUGGCCCGCAGGCACACAGCAGAUACUAAUCCCCUCCACCUGGCAGCAGAUGCCGGGCGUGGCCAUCCAUAACCCCGGGCAGAGCGUCGUGGCCGACUCCUCCAUGGGAGCCCCCGUCUCUGACGGUCAGCAGGCUUCAGGCUGGAGGGGUCGUCAUGGCAGCCAGUACGACGGUGGCAGCCAGCAGGACCCUGGCGCUGGUCGUCACGCCGCCUCCCAGAACCACAGCUCUGGGGCGACUCACCCGAGAGCCCAACAGGGCAAGAGGCCGAAGGCUCGACACGCCGAGAGCAGAGCCAGGGCCGUGUCGUCCGCCACCGUCGUCCACAACACGUCCACCUUGGCCGGGGACCAGUCUCAGCCCAUCGUCAUCUCCGACACGCCGAGUCCCGCCGUCAGCAUCAUCACCAUCCACAGCGACUCGGAGGACGAGGACGACAGGAAGUUCCCGGCCGCGUGCUCUGCGACGAGCCAGAGGACCAACGUGAUCAGCUGCGUGACGGUGCACGACUCCCACGACUCGGACUCCUCCACCAGCAGCCCCCUCAGCCCCAAGACCGCCCCGCAGCCCAGCAAGGCCCUGGCCGUUGUCACGCCCUCUGUGAAGAGCCAGCCUGGAGAGAGCACAACGCACAAAGCUCCGGCUGUUCCAGAUCAAACUACGAGCGGCGUUGGCAAGUCCAAGAAGGAGUCGCCUGUUCAGUCGGGUCGACCUGGAGAUUCCAACCCUGAUCGCCAUCAGCGGGCCGCUUCCAGCAGAUCUCAGCCUCUCAACCUGAGUCAGGUACAGCAGUCCGUGAUGUCAUCCUCCCACGACCAGACAGGAAGCGGCAGCAGCUCCCUGAGGCGGCAGCCCACGUACCCUCCUCCAGCCUCCUCCCACUCAUCCUACCUCUUCGCCGCGACCCCCAGCCUGUACGCGUACCCGGCGUCCGCCGCCCUGGCCUCCGUGUCCCAGGCCGUGGACCAGAUGCAGGGCGGCUCGUCCCGCCACGGUAGAGCGGGCGGGGCGUACUCCUCCUCCUCCUCGCUGGCGCUGCUGCAGAAGAACGGCGCUUUAGCCCUGGGGGGGCCUGCUCCGGGACAGUACGCCAACCAACACCACCAUCAACAGCCGCCGGCGCCGCAGCAGCAGGGGGGGGAGCAGAGGGGGGAGCAGCCGUUCCACCGCUCCACUGUUGCUUACCAACGAAAACCCAACCAGUUUCCCUUCCUGUGAAGACGGACGGAGACAGAAACUCCGUGCAAAGAACCAAAACCUGACCGAGACUAGAGACGAGCACAAGCUCAACUUUUUACUUUCCUUUACCGUCCAGCUCACCCUGACCCUCUGGUUGUUUUGGAUGAAAUUAAUCACAGAAUGUAUUUUAUAUUUUAAUCAUGGUCAGUUUAAAAAAAAAUAUAUUCUUUCUUUGGUAGUUUGUGUGGCGUUGAAUACACUGACGCCUGGAGGCGUUUCAACAGUGUGCUGGUGGAGCUGAAGGGAAAUGUGGGAGUUGGAGCCCUUUCUUAAAAAUCCAUAAUUCCCAAAUGAACAGAAUCAAACUUGGAGAUGAAAAAUACUUCCUCACUGCACCGUGUCGAUUGGAAACGUGUAAAAACCCACAAAAAUUUUCAUUUUAUUUGAGAAACUUGUGUUGAUGAGAAACUGUAACUUGACUAUUAUGCUGCUCUGUUGUUAUUAUUAAUGAUUAAUAAUGGACAUGUCAAUCAUCUAAUAAUGGUUAAAAAAAAUACAUUAUACACAGUCGCCUUACUUAUCUAGGCCAAAUUCUUUUGUUAUUUUAUAUUCUAAUAUGUCGGCACUUUGUUGUGAUGAGUUAAUGAGUAUGUUGUAUGUUUUCUUUGUGUGUGUUGUGUUUAAUGGUGUCAGUGUUUUUCAUGUUAAUUAUGUUCUGUCCAUUGACUUGAUUAUAUUUAAAUGGUUCCAUGUUUGUUUAGUUUUUUUUUUUACAGUUUAAGUUUUUAGGGAUUGCUGACAUGAAGUAGCAUUCAGGAGAAAUCUGUAAACUACAGCGCUCGCAGACGGAUCGGUCACGUCACGUUUUAAUUUGUAUGACGAGCGCAUAGAUGAUUUCGUAGAAGCUCUUGUCUUGUGAACCUUGAUGUCUGUGAAGUGAAGUCUGACUGGAAUCAUACGUAUCGUGUGAAAGUUACAAAAGCCUUUUAGAUGAAACCUUCACAGUAUUUGCAUUUGAAAUUGUGAAUAAUCAUCAUCUGACAAAGAUAAUUUAUAUAUAUAUAUAUAUAUAUAUAUAUAUAAAAACAUGAAUUGAUGUUAAGUAUGUCACUUGCUUCUAAAACGAAAUUCCUUGGUUUAGUGAAAUGAUGGUUGUUACAAUCCCGCUGUGUUGUGAUGUGCUACAUGACGCAGAGCACACGAUGAACCUGGACACGUUCAUACGCAAUAAAAUCUUCUCAAAACA
Molecule: messenger RNA, 4927 nt
Organism: Scophthalmus maximus (turbot)
Lineage: Eukaryota; Metazoa; Chordata; Actinopteri; Pleuronectiformes; Scophthalmidae
Gene: hipk1a
Product: homeodomain interacting protein kinase 1a
Exons: 16
Coding region: 406-3720 (1104 amino acids)
Biological process (GO): intrinsic apoptotic signaling pathway in response to DNA damage by p53 class mediator; smoothened signaling pathway; peptidyl-threonine phosphorylation
Cellular component (GO): nucleus; PML body; cytoplasm
Molecular function (GO): protein serine/threonine kinase activity; ATP binding; protein tyrosine kinase activity
Source: RefSeq, a predicted model, not a curated record